Molecule: messenger RNA, 4454 nt
Organism: Stegastes partitus (bicolor damselfish)
Lineage: Eukaryota; Metazoa; Chordata; Actinopteri; Pomacentridae
Gene: fbxw5
Product: F-box and WD repeat domain containing 5
Exons: 9
Coding region: 548-2395 (615 amino acids)
Biological process (GO): protein ubiquitination
Cellular component (GO): Cul4-RING E3 ubiquitin ligase complex; SCF ubiquitin ligase complex
Molecular function (GO): protein binding
Source: RefSeq, a predicted model, not a curated record
UGUUUAAAAGUAUUGUACUUUUGUCAUAGUCAAGUAGGGAAUUCCACGUCCAAGCUGGCUGAAGUGAAAAGCAGUUUUGCCCAAAUGUUGUCAAUGGAAAUGUAACAUAACAGUCCCCUCUAGUGGAGGCUCUGGUUAACCUUGAACCGUCACUAUACAGUGUAACAAACUGUUCGCCAGCUUGAAUACUCCUACACAGGAAACCAGCAUUUGCUAUCAACAGAACAUUUUCAGAUGCCAAAAAUAUGCUAUGUAGCUAUAUUCCAAUAAUGAUGAGAGUAAGGUUUUUGUAUUUUCAUUGUCAGCUUAUGCUACUAUUCUGUAUGUUUCCAUACAUUACCACCUGAUUGGCUCAUUUUGUAACACACAACCAGAAUCUACGUUCAGCAACAACAGGAACAGGGAGUGAGAGAAGCAACUGAGACAGACAGUCUGGAACAACCUACCUUACUUGGAAACAAAAAAUGACGUUGUUCUUGAAAGCAUUCUUUACAGCUUUUUCCCAGCACUCUACUUAAGGUGUGUAUGUGUCACUCAGGAUGUUAGGAUGGAGUGGGGCCCAGCUCUGCCAGACAGCCUGGUGUUGGAGAUCUUCCUGCGUCUGCCCCACGAUGCUGUGCUGAGAGCCGGUCUGACCUGCAGACAAUGGCUUGCUGUCUCCAGAGAUGAGUUCCUGUGGCGCGAGCUGUUCUACAGCUACUACCGCAUACCACGCUGCGUCCCCCGACACCCAGCGGCUGUGUCGUGGUACAGGGAGUUCAAACGUCUGUUCGACUGUAUCCCAUGUGUGGAGGUGCAGACUCUGAGAGAGCACAGCGACCAGGUCCUCCACCUGGCUUUCUCUCAUAGGGGCCACAGGUUCUCCUCCUGCUCCAAAGACUGCACUGUUAAGCUGUGGGACACUGAGCGCCCAGAUGGUAAUAUCUCGCUGGUGCACAGCUCCAGCAUGCGGCAGUUUAACUGGGGCUACACCCAGUUCUCCCAGUUCAACGCUGACGACAGCCUGCUGCUUGUGUCUGGCGUCUACCUGGGCCCGCACUCGUCUUCUGGGGAAAUCGCUGUUUUUAGUCUGGAAAAUUACACGCUGUUGUCACGGGUUAGAAACAAGCCAUAUGAUGUGUUUGGCUGCUGGCUGAAUGAGACCCAUCUGAUCUCUGGGAACCUACACUGGAUCGGCAACAUGACGUCCUGCUCUGUGCUUUGGCUCAAUAAAGCCUUCCAGGAUAUUGAAUCGGAGAACGUCAACGUGGUCAAGCGCCUUUUCAAGAUCCAGAACAUUAACGCCAGCACCAUUCGCACAGUGAUGGUGGCCCACUGUCGUCGCCACGACAACCCGGACUUGCUGCUGGACUACGAGGCGCAGUCUCAGACUCGGAGGCAGAAAGGACAGCAGCAGCACCACCACCAGCCUCUCCUCUUUGACCUGGGAACCUCCGGCAGUGAAGAGGAGGAGGAGGAAGAGGAGGAGGAGGACGAGGAGUGUCAGAGGGAAGCCAAGAGUCGCAGCCUAACGUCUGCCCGCCUCCCUCAACCCACCAUCUCAGGCCUGGAACACGUUUUACAGAGUUGUAAAAAUGUGGGUCAGACGGAGCUGGAGAUUGAGACCCAGGUGGCUCAGAUGAUGGGCAGAGCCCACACAAAGGCCCCUGACUCCGGCCUCAUAGAGCCUUCUGAGCCCAACGAGGGAGAGGACAAAACUUAUUUACUCUUCACCACCGGCAGCCUUACAUACUCUCCUCACCAGAUAGGCAUUAAGCGAAUCAAGCCCGACCAAAUGACCACUUCUGGUCCUGUACUUGGGGAAGAGCGGAGUUCGGAUGAGUUUUUCGAUUCCCUGGACCAUGUUAUUGACAUCCACGGCCACAUCAUCGGUAUGGGCCUUUCACCAGACCACAGAUACCUGUAUGUGAAUAGUCGAGCUUGGCCGGCCGGAUGCGUGAUCUCCGACCCCAUGUCUCCGCCUCCGAUUGCCGAGGAGAUAGAUCUGCACGUCAUCGACCUGAAGAGUUUGAGAGAGGAGAGAAGAAGUCUACGUGCUCACCGAGCCUUCACGCCUAACGAUGAGUGCUUCUUCAUCUUCCUCGAUGUCAGCAGAGACUUUGUUGCCAGCGGGGCAGAAGACAAGCACGGCUACAUCUGGGACCGUCACUACAACAUCUGCCUGGCGCGACUGGCCCACGACGACGUGGUGAACUCGGUGGCGUUCAGCCCCGCCGACCAGGAGCUGCUGCUGUCGGCCAGCGACGACUCCACCAUCAAGGUGUGGCGUUCGCCGCGCAUGGUCCGCCUCGCGCAGGCCCCCGCCCGGCCGCUGAGGCCCCGCAGCCUCCUGCCGUCCUGGCUGAGCCGCAACAAGAACUCCUCGUCUGCCGGCAGCGUCAAUGGAAAACCAUGAGUCAGGUUGGGAAACACUCAGAGCGGGAGGGAGCGGGGUGAGGAAAGUUUGAUCUGUUUUCCUCUGUGGUAUGAAUAUAUAUACACUCCAUGUAUAUGUACAGUGUGGUUACAGUCAGUGGUUUUUGCUUGACUCACGGUGUUGUGACCUAAAGCAGCGAUCGGGUGUCUUCAGCCGUCAAGGAGACUCAGGUUCAGACAGAAGAGAGCGCUGUUGCACCAACAAAGAAGAGAAAAAUCACGCAGACUCUGUGCUGCUGCUGCUGCCGCUGCCGACAGAGAGAGAUAUGCAAUGUUACCACAGAUAGAGCUAGUGUAGAGCCGACUCCUAAAUGCACAAGACACAUGUCCAAAACUGUUCCCCGAGAGAUGGUUGUUGUCUGUUUGUUAUCCGUGACGUUGCGUCUGGACGGGUCGGACGCAGGACUCCUGGACCUGACGUGUAAAUGUGUGUAAAUGUUCUGCAGAGGCGGCAUCUUGUGAUGUCGGUUGUCGUGUCCUCCUCAUCAGGGGCAAAGUGCAGUAACUGAGAAUCCUUUAAAAAGUGUUUUUUCUUAUUCAUGGAUAUAUCCAAUUGAUGUCUUGAGUAUAAACCUUUAAAUGAACCCUGAUUUUUCAAGAAUUAUCAAACAGUUUAAAACCAAAAGAGGGGGGGAAGAAAAAAAAAAAAACAUUGAGCUGCAUUUAAUGUAGCCUGCCUUGGUUUUAAUGUGUCCCCUUUGUUUUUGUGCCCCCCACAUGUAGAAUUAUCGAUUUAAUAUAGUUGAUUUGUUGAGGAGCAGUUAGCGUGACGCAUGACUGUGAACAGAACCUGUUGUUUGUGUAGCUAAUUGUUAUUGGACCUAUAUGAUGUAGAAAAAUGUAUUUAAACCCUUUUCCUUCAUUAGCAGCACAACGGUGCUCCCUUCAGUUUUGUCCAAUCAUUCUCUGACUCAUGAGGAACAAAUGGAGGUCAGUUAGACUUUAUGAAAAUUGAAAAACACAUUUUAUUUUUUUCCCCUAGAAUUGACAGAAGGGUUGUUUUCUUUGCGAGCAGAACUUUCCUACAAUCCCAACAUAGUUCACUGUUUCAGUUCACUGUUACUGAACUAGUCCUCCAAAUUUCCAGUUUAUCACCUCACCACCGCUUUGAGUCUGUUUGUUCUGGGAUGUCUUGUUUUCUAUUAAAUAAUGUGCACAUUGGACACACUGCUCCACAAGCAAUGUUACACCACUUAUUUGUACACUUUAAAUCCCCAAAUUGGUGUUGAAGGCAUUAUUUUAAUACGGCACAGAUUUGAUUAUUUAAUUCACACACUUUUGUUUUUUUUUAAUAUUGGUAGGCUGUAAUGCUAAUAAACACAUUUAGUAAAUUGGCAGUUUGAUUUCAAAGAACACAUUGUACACCAUUGUUUCAAAUAGAACACUAAGUACAAGUUGAGUAACAAAAAAAACUCACACACGUCACCCUGUCCUUUAAUUUAUCUGUAAUGUAUGAAUGAUGCACAUCUUCCAAGUUCCCCAGGAUGUCCUGGCGAAUAUUGCUGAAAUGUGAUCAGUUUAAAAGAACAACAGACAAGAUUCAAACUCGUACAGACUUUUCAAAUUAUGUUGAGAUGUUUGCAUUUACAUUCACAUCAUGCUUUCUUUUUUUUCUUUUUAAUUCUAAUGAACUGGUCUCAAACAGAGAGCUUGUUUUUCUUUUUCAGUUGCGGUUUAACCUUCAUGAGGGUCAGGUACUUUACCUGGUACAUAUUUGCAUUUCCACGCAAAGUGGAGGUGGUGACUGAUUAUAAAACCUUUUAUUUCUCAUUGUGUGUCGUCUCAUCACUUGUCAAGUUUUAGAGAAAACCCGAGACUUCAUCGGCAGAUCUUUCACCGACUGAUCGGUAUUUUCCACGUUUUGAAAUGUGUGUGUCAAGUCACGAACUUUCUCCUAAGCUCCCUUCGACAAACUGUCACGAUGUUGUUUUGAAUUAAGCUCCAUCUUUAUGAUCACCUUUCCUGUUCUCUGUUGUUAUUUUUAUUCUCCCCCUUAAAUAAUAAAAAAAAGCAUGCCCCUGCAAGGCCUGAAGUCUGAA